AAGGCACAUCACUUAUCCCUAUGAUGAUUUGGUCCAUAAUGACUUCUAAUCAGCUGUCUAAUCACAAGCCUUACCCAAUGUGUAUUGUGGUUUGUCCCACAAUAAACUCUCUUACAAGCUGGUCAUGUAUCUGUCAUCUUGGCACCAUAUCUCUCAAUUUUGUCCGUGGAUUAUCAAGGGAAACAGGCUUUUAUGGUGGCAUGUAGCAUUUUGAAAGCAACAAUAUGUAUAACAUCUACGUUCCCAAUCCUGUCUUGGUCAUAAUUGAUGUCGAGCCUAAGGAGAUGGGAAUUCCAACUAAAGCUUACUAUGCUGUUGAAGAGGUUAAAGAGAAUGCUACUCAGAAAAGCCAGAAGGUAUUUGUGCAUGUGCCUUCAGAAAUUGCCGCUCAUGAUGUUCAGAAAUUGCUGUUCUGUUGUUUGAUUCUCCUCUUGAGCUCCGUUCUGUUCCUCACUGUCACCGUGAGAUCGCCGAUCUUCAAGGUAUGUUUCGUUUCUCUACUUUCUUUUUGAUCUAUACAAAUUGCAUAUAUAUAUAUAUAUAUGUGUGUGUGUGUGUGUAUGUAUGUAUAUGAUUGUAUUUAUGAAAUUUAAUUUGAUUGUUGAUUGUUUGUUAUUUGAGCUUCAAAUCUGUGAUUUUGUUUUUGGUAAUAUCAUAUCUGCUUUGUCUCUCUUUAGUCCAUUGUUUUUCCUUUUUUUGGAAUCCCAUUUUGGCAUUUCUUACUUUCUAACUCUCCUAAUAAUGAUUUCGGUGUAGUUCCCAUGUAAAUUGAUAAACUUUCAUCUUGGUAUGUUCUCUGAGUUUCCUUUUUUUUCAAGCUGCUACACAUGGGUGGUCCUGUUAUUGACUACUUGUGCAGAUAGCCAAGAAAGAAAGGCAUUUUCUUCAUUCAUAUCUUUAACUAUUUUCUCCCUCUGGAUAUUGAUAAUAUAAUAAAUUUGUUUGGGUUUGUUGCAAUUAUAUGCUAAUUGAAUAUGAAUUGUUGAACUUGUUGGGUAUGUUUUUUUUUUCCCCCUCGCUAUUUCAAAAGGG
Molecule: messenger RNA, 1032 nt
Organism: Camellia sinensis
Lineage: Eukaryota; Viridiplantae; Streptophyta; Magnoliopsida; Ericales; Theaceae
Source: RefSeq, a predicted model, not a curated record